This is a messenger RNA of Oncorhynchus gorbuscha (pink salmon), 697 nucleotides long. RefSeq names its product pyruvate dehydrogenase phosphatase regulatory subunit, mitochondrial-like. Gene Ontology annotation, cellular component: mitochondrion; mitochondrial matrix; cytoplasm. The transcript is spliced from 4 exons. Bases 157 to 627 code for a protein of 156 amino acids. Gene Ontology annotation, molecular function: oxidoreductase activity. The record is from RefSeq and is a predicted model, not a curated record. NCBI's taxonomy places the organism in Eukaryota, Metazoa, Chordata, Actinopteri, Salmoniformes, Salmonidae.
UUGUUGCCUGUUUCACGGCGGUGUAAAUAAACAGUUUGGCCGAAGAGGGUCUGACUGAAACAUUCUGCUGUCAUCGAGGCGCAGGACUGAAAUCUGCUUCAAGCCGAAUAGAGAUUAUAUUACUUUUGGAGUGGAGUGAGUCGGUUCCUCCAAGCCAUGCACUGCAGCUGUGUAUGGAGCUCCAGGGCUCUGUCCCCUGCCCUGCUCCCUAGGCUGCUGUCCCAUGCAGGAUGCUGGGCUCCGGGGACCAGGCCUAGGGGUAUCUGGAGCUCCCCUCGGAGACUGGCCUCGGCUGUAGAGACCACGCAGCCCAUCCCCCUGCCCAGCCAGGCCCGGGUGGUGAUCUGUGGAGGGGGCAUCGUAGGGACGUCUGUGGCCUAUCACCUGGCCAAGCUGGGCUGGACUGAGAUAGUACUAUUGGAGCAGGGAAGGCUGGGUGCUGGCACCACCAGGCUGUGUGCUGGGAUCGUCAGCGUGGCCAAGCCCAUCUCUAUUGAGUGUAAAAUGGCUGACUACUCCAACUCCCUGUAUGAACACCUGGAGGAGGAGACUGGGGUCAAGACAGGUUACGUGAAAACAGGCUCUCUAUGUCUGGCCCAGAAUCAGGACCGUUUCCUCUCCCAGUGAAGCGCCUGGCAUCCAGGCUGAAGUAAGUCCCUCCCUAACCGCCUUUCUCUUCCCUCCCUCCCUGACCCGG